Molecule: messenger RNA, 901 nt
Organism: Funneliformis mosseae
Lineage: Eukaryota; Fungi; Glomeromycota; Glomeromycetes; Glomerales; Glomeraceae
Source: the annotation of a GenBank genome assembly
AUGACACAAACAAUUCGACAAUUUAAUUAUUCGUAUGACGGCAACGGUUGGUCUCCAGAGAUGUUAAAAGAAGAAAGCGCUGAUGUCGAUAUCAGCGAUAUAAAUAUUGUAUUAAUUUGUAACAAUGAUAUUCGGCUGGCGACUCAAAUUGUGAACAGGUUAAGAAAGCGGGGAGCUAAAAAAAUUCGUUUAUGCUAUCCCGAAGAACUACAAAUUAAAUUCGUAAAGGCCGAUAUCGAUGCGAUCGGAGUGCCAGUUUACUUGCAGUCCCAAGCUUACUUCGAAUGGAACAUAAUAGAUGCGACGGUUGUGAUCAGCUUAUUAUAUAAUAAUUUCGAUAAGCAAGAAAUGUUAUUUAACGCAUGUAUUCGACAGAGAGUUUCGCUUUUCAUUACUUGGGACUCUGGAAUGGAGCUGGAACUAUUCGUUAAAGAUAAAGAAUGUCCUCGAACAAGGUUGCAUAAAAAAUUGUUAGAUCAUCAAAUGAUAUGUAAAACUAACCCGUGUGGAAUGCAUUGGAUUUUAUUUCAAGUCGGUAUCUUUGACGAAGAAAUUCUAAAACAUGACAUUUCUACAAUAACGACUGCAUUCAAUAGUCCCAAUCAAUACAUAUUCUUGAAUGUUACAGUUAAAGAAGAUUUAGCUCAAUUAGUCGUUGAGUCCAUGGUGUCAAGAACAAUCCAACUUGAUAGAAAUUAUGUUGUAGGUGACUUCAUUGCUCAUACAUUUCUAGGUCAUGUAUAUCAAGUCGCAAAUAACGGCAUGAAAUAUAAUCAUAAGAUGCCAGCAUCCAUAACUGAGUUCGAAACCUCAAAUCAAUUGCGCUUGGCUGGUAUUGUUUCUGCACGACCUCUUCCGCGAAUACUAUAUCCAGGGUGUAGUAUAUUUCUUCAAAAACUUG